UGGGCACAGGAGGAGGCUCCCAGAGAAGGAUGAGUGUGGCCUUCCUCUUCUCACUAUUGAGCAUGCUUUCUGUGGUCCCACUUUCUACCAUGGUAUGAAGAAUUAAGAAGGUCCUAUCAAGAUGAAGACCUUUGAUCUCAGACUACUUAACUUCCAGAACAGUAAGGAUGAGUCUCUAGUCUACAGAGUGUCCAGUGGUCUGUAGUCAGUAUUGUGCUACACCAUCACAAAAUGGUUGAACACAGUAAUCAAAAGCUUCUGGGAACACUGAGAAUCCUGGCUUUUUCAGCAUUCUGUCUUGGCCCACCCCAACAAGGAACUGCUGGAGCAUAUGAAGGUGCCAGUGUACCGAUCCAAAGAUGCAGGAUCUUCAUGAAUAAGAAAUGACAAUAGAAGAAGAAGAUGAUGUAUGCCGCAAAGAAGAGAAUUAAAACAGAAGGGACCAACUUGGCAUGGAAGAGGUUAUGUAGAAACUGAAAACCAUUCUGUUGUUAUUGGAGGAUUAUUUCCUGUUCACUAUAGGACCAUGCUAAUAAGGAACUCUGAUGAGGAACCAGAACCAGCCAUGUAUGAGGGGUUUAACUUCCGGGGUUUCCGUUGGAUGAAAACCAUGAUCCACACCAUCAAGGAAAUUAAUGAGAAAAAAGGUAUUUUGCCUGAAUACACUCUGGGCUACCAGAUGUUUGACAACUGUUUCUCCACCUCCAAAGCAAUGGAGUCAUCUUUGAUGCUUCUAACAGGGCAGGAAGAAUACAAGCCUAAAUUUAGAAAAAGCACUGGAAAAUUUCUAACUGGAAUUAUUGGAGCAGAAGGAUCCACCUUGUCAGUUGAUGUUUCAAGGCUUCUAGGGCUGUAACAAAUACGUCAGGUGGGCUAUACUUCUUCCUUCUCAAUUCUUAGUGGCCGUUUCAGGUUUCCAACUUUUCUUCGCACAAUACCCAGUGAUAAUAUCCAGUCUGAGGCGAUGGUGAAUCUCAUCAAACACUUUGGCUGGGUCUGGGUAGGUGCUAUUGCAGCUGAUGAUGAUUAUGGAAAAUAUGGAGUGCAAACCUUUAAGCAAAAAAUGGAGAAAGCCAACCUCUGUGUUGCUUUCUCUGAAACCAUUCCAAAAGUCUACUCCAAUGAGAAAAUGCAGAAAGCUAUUGAUGCAGUGAAGAGUUCCACUGCCAAAGUCAUUGUCCUUUAUGCAACUGAUAUUGACCUCAGCCCUUUUGUGUUAGAAGUGGUUCAUCAUAACAUAACUGACAGGACACCGAUAGCCAGCGAAGCCUGGAUUACCUCAGCUCUCAUUGCAAAGCCUGAGUAUUUCCCCUAUUUUGGUGGAACUAUUGGAUUUGUAAUACCAAGAAGUGUUAUACCAGGAUUAAAUGAAUUUCUUUAUGAUGUACACUUUAGCAUGGAUCCAAAUGAUGUCUUGACCAAUGAAUUCUGACACACUGCUUUUAACUGUACCUGGCCCAACAGCAGUUUGCCUUACAAUGUGGAUCACAGAGUGAAUAUGACUCAUAAAGAAGACAAAUUGUAUGACAAGUCUGAUCAGCUCUGCACUGGAGAGGAGAAGCUGGAAGAUCUGAAAAAUACCUAUCUGGAUACAUCUCAGCUAAGAAUCACAAACAAUGUCAAACUAGCUGUGUAUCUUUUGGCAUAUGCCAUAGAUCGUUUCAGCAAGCUUGACCUAACAGAAGAAGAUAGGGAAAGUAUAGUAUGUCCAAAUAUACCUGAUCUUGAGGCCAAUAAGCUAUGGGAUUACCUUAGGGAAAUAAAAUUUACUACUCAUGAUGGAAUCAAAAUGAAACUUGAUUGUAAUGUAGAGAAGGAAAUUGGAUAUUAUGCUAUCCUCAAUUGGCUCAUGGAUGAUGUUGGAGAAAUCACCUUUGUCAAGGUUGGAGAAUAUAAAUUCACAAGUUCAAAAUAUAAACUUGUUCUUCCAAAGAUCUCAACAUUAUUUUGGAACACUGAAUCUUCUAGGCUUCCAGAUUCAUUCUGCACAAAAAUGUGUACCCCAGGGACCCAGAAAGGGAUUUGCCACAGACAACCCAUUUAUUGCUUUGAUUAAAUCUCAUGUGAAGAUGGAUAUGUGUCAGAGAAACUAGGAAGGAUGGAAUGA
Mastomys coucha (southern multimammate mouse) is the source of this 2107-nucleotide messenger RNA. Its product is annotated as vomeronasal type-2 receptor 1-like. Gene Ontology annotation, cellular component: membrane. Gene Ontology annotation, molecular function: G protein-coupled receptor activity; olfactory receptor activity. The record is from RefSeq and is a predicted model, not a curated record. The transcript is spliced from 8 exons. Lineage: Eukaryota; Metazoa; Chordata; Mammalia; Rodentia; Muridae. Gene Ontology annotation, biological process: G protein-coupled receptor signaling pathway.